AUGCGCAUUCAAGAUAUGUACACGCAUGCUGGAAGCACUUUAGCACAUCACGCUUGCAAUCCUUCGUCACUGUAUCGACUGAUCGCAACGACCCUUUGUUCCGGCAGUGCGCACUGCUUCCGCUAUUGCUGGAGCUACGGGUGGUCAACACAACCUCCAGCUUACCAUUCGGCGGACCCAAUCUGA
This is a messenger RNA of Plasmopara halstedii, 186 nucleotides long. RefSeq lists its product as uncharacterized. NCBI's taxonomy places the organism in Eukaryota, Oomycota, Peronosporomycetes, Peronosporales, Peronosporaceae. The transcript has 2 exons. Bases 1 to 186 code for a protein of 61 amino acids. The record is from RefSeq and is a predicted model, not a curated record.